Messenger RNA from Aspergillus homomorphus CBS 101889, 1259 nucleotides. RefSeq names its product proteasome core particle subunit alpha 2 (gene pre8). NCBI's taxonomy places the organism in Eukaryota, Fungi, Ascomycota, Eurotiomycetes, Eurotiales, Aspergillaceae. Gene Ontology annotation, cellular component: proteasome core complex; proteasome core complex, alpha-subunit complex. The record is from RefSeq and is a predicted model, not a curated record. Bases 154 to 993 code for a protein of 279 amino acids. Gene Ontology annotation, biological process: ubiquitin-dependent protein catabolic process. The transcript has 5 exons.
GCUGAGUUAGUCCGAAGGGAAGCUUCACGUCAACCCAAAUCCCUCCCCCCCCACGACUCCCCAUCUUCUCCAUCAUCCCCUUUCCCUUCCAUCUAUCUUCCACCACACAUACUCACCAGCCUCCGGAGCUUCUGGAGGUAAAAUAUCGUCACCAUGGCUGAUCGUUACUCUUUCUCUUUGACUACUUUCUCCCCCAGUGGAAAGCUGGUCCAGAUCGAAUAUGCCCUCAACGCUGUUAAUCAGGGUGUAACGGCCCUUGGUAUCAAAGCUACCAAUGGAAUCGUCCUCGCCACUGAAAAGAAGUCCUCAUCGCCGCUCAUCGAUCCCCCCUCCCUCUCUAAGAUCUCCCUGAUCACGCCCGACAUCGGCAUGGUCUACGCCGGCAUGGGUCCCGAUUACCGUGUACUUGUCGACAAGGCCCGCAAGGUCUCCCACACUGGCUACAAGCGCAUCUACAACGAAUACCCUCCCACUCGUAUACUAGUGCAGGAUGUCGCCCGCGUCGUACAAGAGGCGACGCAGUCCGGUGGUGUCCGCCCGUACGGUGUCAGCUUGCUGAUUGCUGGCUGGGACGAGGGAAUCGAGCCGGAGACCGGAGAUGCCCAGAGAGGUGACGAGGAGGGUGAGCCGAAGAAGGCGACCGGUAAGACGGGUGGUAUCUUGAAGGGUGGGCCCAGUCUCUACCAGGUCGACCCCAGCGGUAGUUACUAUCCCUGGAAGGCCACGGCCAUCGGCAAGCACGCCACCAGCGCCAAGACCUUCCUCGAGAAGCGCUACACCGAGGGUCUGGAGCUCGAGGAUGCCAUUCACAUCGCUCUCCUGACUCUGAAGGAGACUAUCGAGGGCGAGAUGAACGGUGACACGAUAGAGAUUGGUAUUGUCGGUCCUCCUGCCGAUCAUUUGCUGGGCUUUGAGGGUGUCGAGGGCGCGCGGGGACCCCGAUUCAGGAAGUUGACCAAAGAGGAGAUUGAGGACUAUCUGACCAACCUAUAAACUCUCCGUCUUGUUACAGUUUAUUGGCGGAACCUUAUAGCAUAAUAGACAUCUAUCAAGUCUGGCAAGGUUUCAACGAGAUGACAGCGUUUUCCUUCCGUCUCCUGGUUCUGAAAGACCGCCGGGUCUUUCUCUGAUCCGAGCAACGAGGGUUACAGCCGGGAGACCCUGUGACCACGCAAAUUGAUGAAAUGUAUGGGGCGUGUCGACCUCGCCAAGUAAUGCCGCAACCGAAAAGAACAUUAUACUACUAGUCAAUGAAUGUG